Molecule: messenger RNA, 1167 nt
Organism: Sclerotinia borealis F-4128
Lineage: Eukaryota; Fungi; Ascomycota; Leotiomycetes; Helotiales; Sclerotiniaceae
Source: the annotation of a GenBank genome assembly
AUGAAGCUAUCCAGCUUUCUCCGGCUUCCUCUGGUGCUUGCGCCUUUACUCUCACCUAUCCCCGUCGCCGCAGAGCAUACAAGCAAUUGGGCAGUUCUCGUAUCGACCUCACGAUUCUGGUUCAAUUAUCGCCAUUUGGCAAAUGUUCUCUCACUCUAUCGCACAGUCAAACGACUAGGGAUUCCGGAUUCCCAGAUUAUUCUCAUGUUGCCCGAUGAUAUGGCAUGUAACCCUCGGAAUGCCUUCCCCGGCACAGUCUACAGUAACGCUGAUCGCGCGGUGGAUUUAUAUGGAGAUAAUAUCGAGGUGGACUAUCGAGGAUAUGAGGUCACGGUGGAGAACUUUAUUCGACUGUUAACGGACAGAGUUGGGGAGGAAAUGCCAAGGAGCAAAAGGCUUUUGACGGACGAUAGAAGCAAUAUCUUGGUUUACAUGACAGGUCAUGGUGGGAAUGAGUUCUUGAAAUUUCAAGACGCGGAGGAAAUUAGUGCAUUCGACUUGGCGGAUGCAUUUGAGCAGAUGUGGGAGAAGAAGAGGUACCACGAAUUACUUUUCAUGAUCGAUACAUGCCAAGCGAACACCAUGUACAGCAAAUUUUACUCUCCCAAUAUAAUUGCAACGGGCUCUUCGGAAAUUGAUCAGUCCUCAUAUUCUCAUCAUGCGGAUAAUGAUGUUGGAGUAGCCGUCAUUGAUCGAUACACAUACUACAAUCUGGACUUCCUUGAAACUCAGGUUCGAGAACCUGGCAGCAAGAAGACAUUGGGCGAUUUGUUUGAUAGCUAUGACGAGGCAAAGAUUCAUUCGCAUCCAGGUGUCAGAUGGGAUCUUUUCCCAGGUGGAGAGGAAAGAGGGAGAGAAAGACUAUUAAUGGACUUCUUCGGCAAUGUACAAAACGUGGAAGUUGACAAGAUCGCAAACGACACGGAAUGGAGAGAGGAUCUAUUAUCUUUGGGCAAGAAGAUUGCCGAGCUACGUGAGCGAACUGAAGUGGCGUCGAAGAAUUCUACAUCCUCUACAACCCUUUUCGAAAGUCAACCAACACGCAGAAUACGUGCUGCAAAGGUUGAGGUGGACAAUUCUUGGUGGGGGAAGAAAGCCGUGGGCGCAUGGGCUUUAGCAGGUUGUUCACUCGUUUGGCUCGCAGGAACAUACCUAGAGUCGGCAUAG